Messenger RNA from Rhododendron vialii, 3285 nucleotides. RefSeq names its product two-component response regulator-like APRR9. Gene Ontology annotation, biological process: cytokinin-activated signaling pathway; phosphorelay signal transduction system. The record is from RefSeq and is a predicted model, not a curated record. Bases 232 to 696 code for a protein of 154 amino acids. The transcript has 5 exons. NCBI's taxonomy places the organism in Eukaryota, Viridiplantae, Streptophyta, Magnoliopsida, Ericales, Ericaceae.
GUGUUCUUCCCCUUUUGGUAUUCAUCCCCGCCCCACCAUCACCUCUGCAACAAACGAACCAACAAGCAGACGUCCCAAUCCAAACAAUGGCCGAUUAGAUUGCGAGAGGAAAGCCGAGAAGGGGUCUCUUCGGCUCCAAUUCCAUUAACCAAAUGUAAUCGAGCAGAGAUUGUACUAUCGCUACUCUGCGAGAGGAAAGAUGGUUUCAAUAUUGUUUUAGGCGAUGUCCACAUGCCUGACAUGGAUGGAUUCAAACUCCUUGAGGACGUUGGGCUGGAGAUGGACCUUCCUAUUGUCAUGAGGGGAUAUCUUAUCCCAAAGAUGAGGUAUUCCACCAGAUUCCUUAGCCUCCCAAUGGAACGGCCAUGCACCCAUGCACCUAAAUGUGCGAAGGAUACCACUGUCCGUCCCGUCAUUCUUUUAGAGAAUGAGAAAAGAAUAAGCACUACAAGAGAACAUCAUUCCAGCUUCACUGCAAUGUACCAAACACUGACUAUUAGUGAAGGGAUUAGCAAUACCACACCCAAGGAUAGUAAGAACGUUGUGAUGAAAGGUGUCACUCAUGGUGGUUGUGAUUAUUUUGUCAAACCAGUUCGCAUUGAGACACUGAGGAACAUAUGGCAGCAUGUAGUUUGGAAGAGGAAAGAUGUGUGGAAGGAUUUUGAGCAAUCAGAUAUCAUAGAAGAUGGUGAAUGAAAAAAAAAGCCAUAAGAAGAUACAGAUUUCUCAUCGUCUUCAAAUGAAGGAAAUUGUAGAACUCAAAGAGGCAGAAGGAGGAAGAGGAUGAAGAUGAAGAGGAUAGGGAUGAUACGUUUACACUAAAGAAGCCACGGGUGGUUUGGUCAGUUGACCUUCAUCAACAGUUUGAGGCAGCGUUAAAUCAACUUGGCAUUGAUAGUAUGAGUCUUACCCCAUUUAUUUCAUUUUUAUUAUCUUAUCCUUAAAAAAAAUUCCAAUGCGUUUGUUGUGCUAAUUGUACCUUUUGGGUUGAAAAAUAACAAUUCAUGGUAUUUCACAACGUAUGGGGUCUGAUAGUUUCAUGUAAAAGUGGCUGUACCUUAUGCAUUUCUGCAUGUUUCCUCUAGAAAAAUUCAAUUACACAAGAUGAUAGACUAGGACUAGGAGUCUAGGUCAAGUGCAGUCUACUUGACCUUAUAAUGAGUAAAGAAACAGAUCAUGCAAGAUAUGUAAUGUAAAAACCUUGAAGGACAAAGAUUUUUUGAGGAAAAAUGUGCACCCUAUCGUGGUGUGUAAACAACCACUAAUGAUCAAGAGUGCACUUACAAAGUCAGGAAAACAACUUACGACCUAACCCGAGCCUCUCUUGAUUCUACCACUUCAAAUGUGUGGUUUUACUAACAGCACAACCAGAGAAGCUUUCAGUGGAAUCAGUGCAGUACCACGUGAAGCUGUCCUUUAUAAGCUAGGGUUUCACUAUAUGUAAGGAAUUCAACAGAGGCUAAAGCUUCAUCUUGAAGUACUGGAAAGCUUACUCAAACUGGAACCGAGCGGGUUUCUUUAAAUCUUAGUCCGCAGGUUUAGGUACAGUCAAUCGGGGUACUUCAUAAUUGUGUUCUGAAGUAAUCCUGACGAUUCCUAUGGAGGAGAGAUUGGGUGUAAGAAAAUGAGAGUACCCUCAACUUUCCAUCGGAAUUUCUGUGAGGCCAGAGGAUUCUGAAUUCUUGGAGACUUGCACUGGUUGUUAGACCUUGGAACAACUUUAAAAUCCACUCACAAAUAUGGAAGUGUAACCUAAAAUGCAAUGAUCACUAUGGAAGUAUCAAGUUCCAGAGGAAGUCCAUUCUUUUGUAGUUUGAGUCACUCGAUGUUAAGUGCACUAUCGUUUGUUAUUGUGGCAGCAGGGUACCAUUACAAAAUACGAAAUAAAAUAUUGUGUGGGAAUAGUGAUACAAUACGGUCUCACAAAAGCUAUUUUGAGCAAAAAAAGACGGAUGUUUGGUCUGUUCCUGGCCUCCUGGAAAACCACAAGCAGUUUAGAUUGGACUUCUGUGUGAAGUGCCAUAGCAAUAAGAUCUUAUGUUUUGAUAUAAACUUAUGACAAAUUUUCUUUUCUAUAAGUGGAUCCAAUAUACUUAUUGAUGGAGCUGAUUAUGUAAUUAGCUUGUACAUCAAGCUGUUAUUAAUUCAUAUUUCCAGAUUUUACUUGUGUUUUAAUAUCUAAUUAUCCAGAGACUGUUCCUAAGAAAAUUUUGGACUUGAUGAACGUUCCUGGACUCAUUAGAGAAAAUGUUGCUAGCCACCUUGAGGUAUGGUACUGCUUUUCUUGAUGGAUAUUAACCAUUUGUUCCACUCUCAUAUCAUUUAUAACAUGUAUGUAGCUGUUACAUAAUGGAAACAAUCAUUAUGGAGCACUCACAACUGCAGCAUGUAUGUAUAACAAGUAUGUAGUGGUUUUCCAUAGUCAAAGUAAUGUAUAAGUUAUAAUAUGUAUGUAGGCACAAGUUUAUAAAUAGUGAGUCUUUUUUAAUACAGGAGAAAGUAGGCAUUGAAAAAAACUGAUGGUUUAUGCUAGAAAUUCUUGGGGAAGUCAUGGGAUGGCUUGCUUUUAGACCAUAAAAAUAGAUUGGAUCAAAUGCUCCUUUGAAUUUUAGUUUCUCAUAUUCUCUUUGGCUAUGUUGGACACUUGCAAUUCGAUCUUUUUAUAUUCUACACUAAAGGAUGUGAGCUCAAGUAUCAAUGGUCUUCUACUUUACCGAUUCAACAACUCAAUGCUCCCAUUGGAUGGGAUGCCGAAAUAGAAAUGCAUAACGCCAACGACUGUAAGACUUACUCAAUCAAACCAAUUAUAGUCAAAGUUCAUUUUGCAGUUUAUAAUUUCACCGAAUCACUGCUUAUAUUUUAUAUCUGUCAAUGCAGCUAUAACAUAACCAGCUCACCGCACUUGUUUCGAGCUCCAAGCCAUUCUGUGAGGUGCGCUACACUGCUGGCAUAUGCAGAUUUGCAGAAAUUGAAGCUACCUCAACACUUCGAGACAUUAUGUGAUCAACAUAACCGUGAAGAAUUUAUACUAAUUUCAAAAUCAAGGAGAUGGACCGUCCAAUACGCUAACGAAUUCUUCAUUGGAUGUAAAUCAUUUGUUCAUGCACACAAACCAUCACAUUAGUACUCAAUCCUAAUGUACAUGUAGAAUUACAUACCAUGGCAUCUACUCUUGGUAUUGAUAUCAUUGCGCAUGUCUUUUGCGAUUACAUAAUAUGUAAGGAUUGUGAACUUCUAUCUAAUGAACGCCUGUAUAAAAAAUAAUCAACCUACAUUUCGCAACAA